Molecule: messenger RNA, 2097 nt
Organism: Durotheca rogersii
Lineage: Eukaryota; Fungi; Ascomycota; Sordariomycetes; Xylariales; Xylariaceae
Exons: 1
Coding region: 519-1478 (319 amino acids)
Source: RefSeq, a predicted model, not a curated record
AUAAAUCUUCGGGCUCUCGAGGUUUACAGGUACCCUAGUAAUUGAUAUAUCACCAACAGCAUAAUGCAUUACCAACACCGCUUCGUCUCCCUUGCUUGUCGCUCACGCCUCGAUCCCCAAGAUCAAAGCAUGAGACGCCGAAUAGGCAGUUGACGUGUGCUUAUAUGCCCAGAGGCUAGAAAUAGCAUGACGGAGUGGUGCGACCAAAAUACCUCGGUUGCGGCCGCCCACCUCAUCCUAGUGGGGAUGAACAUGUUGGGUCCAUAAGGAUGCGUGGAUACGGUGCAAAUCCGAGGCUUGAAGCCCGGUUGGGUCUGCGCGGAAUUGCUGUUCGAGUUCACCUCGCUGUCAAUUCGAUCCUACCCGCCAAGGUCUACAGCGGCCUGCUCAUUGACCACAAGGCAACCGAGUGGGCAGAGCUUCUCGAAUUGAAAUCGUUCUGAUUCAUACUACCUUUCGCCUGUACUGCCUUCUUCUCUUGUGGGUUGUAUCCCUUCUCCAGGGUCACACUUUUGAUCAUGUCUGAAGCACUAGCUACUCAAGACGAAGCCUUGUCAAGGCUUUUAGCCUACGUAUUCUCUGGCGCAAUCGGCCCCCCUGAAGGGAAAGGUGUAGGCUAUGCGCUGGUUGAAGCCAAGCCAACCGCCUUCUCUUGGUUGGCGUCGUUGGAGGACAUCGAUGGGCCUCCUGCGCCCGUCGACCGAUACCUCAUUAAGAUUGACAGGCUGUCAAGAGAUAUCUGCCCUCCAGAACAUAUUGUACUAUCGGAAAUAGAACUUGCAGAGGCGGCGUUCGCGGCAACAGGCCAACAUUUGGUCUCGUCGACCAGGUUCACCAACGGCGCGCUGAGCAUCUCAUACAAGGUCACGGUCCAAGAGAGCUUGGAUAUCGCAUAUGUCGUUCAGCUACGUCACCACGGCUGCGUAGCGUCCAUGGAUGUGCUCAUGGCUUCGAUCUCGAGAAUGAUUGACCCUCAGAUCUUGCCCGUGCCUCCUGUAUAUCCAAUACCGGGGGAAAUGCAACGGCAGGUGGCCACAGGUAUAGGAAGGCAAAUACCUCGGCUUAUACCGGGUGUUAUGGCGUCGUCGAUCUACCCUCGAAUGUCGCACGAGGAGAGGCUCAUCAUCGUGCAGAAAAUGGCCCUUGCGUUCCAAGCCUGCUGGAGAAUCCAGCUCCCGGAACAUCAUCUGAUCGGCGAGCUUAUUGCCGCGACAAUUGAUGGUCAGGUUGUUCUCAAGAUUGGACCCGAUCGACACUAUGGCCUCGGGGGCCCGUUUCCUACUGUACGCGAGUACCUCCGGGCGUAUAUCAGGUCCUCACUCGUCGCCCUCGAAAAGCAGCAGGGCAUUGAAGAAUAUAAGGAGCGGUUCUUGGGUCAUAUCAGGGAUUUUGUCGAUAACCGUAUGUAUAAUGUACCUACCCGCUAUCGUCGAGGACAUCCCCAUCGUUGCUAUGCACGCGGACAUGGGCCUUCAUAACAUCAUCUUGUCAAGCCAGAUACACACUGAGAUACAAGCGGUCAUCGACUGGGAAUUCACAUCUAGUGCGCCAUAUGCCUCUCUCCGCCGAAUCAUUGAAAUGCUUUUCCGUAAGCCUGCCCUUAAUGGGUUCGGCCCGGAGUACGAUCGCGCCAAUGAACUCCGUGAGGCUUUCUGGGGCACCAUCCAGGACUGGGAGCAGUGAAACCAGAGCGAGGCGACACAGGCAUUCCUGGGGUGGUUUAGGUUCGGCCUCUUCAUCAAGCCUGAAUGGAGGCUGAAAGACCUUCCCCCUGAUGAGACUGGACUUUUGGCAUGAAAACAUUCCAGCGGUCAAGAGCAUUUUGAGCAAGCGUUCCACUGGCGUCGAGCGAGUGUCUCAGUCGGCACUUAUGCAUGAUGACUAAAUAAGGGGAUAAGAAGUAAUAUGGCGGCGUGGAUUAGAAAGAAGACCGGAAAUAGUGCCAGGCAGAGAUGCUUUCUUGGACUCCAAUGUUAGCUUAGCACUAGUUCGUCUACCAUUACAUGAGACUUGGAAGAAAAGAAAAGAAAAUAGCCGUUGGCUCUAAUAAAGGCGCUUUACAAUAAACUCAAAUAAAUAUAAAUAAAUUUAUUAUAA